AUGCAGUCCUCCCUUCUCGACCAUUGGAAGUCCCUCCCACUAGACAAGUAUGACGAAACUACAGACCCCGACGAGCAUGUCGACAUUUUCCUCACCCAGGUCACCCUCAGCACCACUGACGACGCUGCCCUAUGUCGCAUCUUUCCAACGUCUUUGAGAGUAAGAGCGUUGAGCUGGUUCACACGUCUCCCGGCCAAGUCGAUCGACUCUUUCAACCCCUUAGCAUCCCAAUUCACCAUCCAGUUCGCCACCAACCAGCCUCACCAACUAACCUCCCUCGCAUUGGUGAGCAUAAGACAAGAGAAGAAGGAAUCUCUCCGGACCUUCAUGAGCCGAUUCAACAAAGCGGCACUGGAAAUCCGAGACCUAAAUCUGGUCGUCGCCCUUCACCAUCUGACUACAGCUCUGAAGUCAGGACCGUUUGCUAACAGCAUAUGCAAAAAAAACCCCAUCUGA
This is a messenger RNA of Cajanus cajan (pigeon pea), 456 nucleotides long. The record is from RefSeq and is a predicted model, not a curated record. Lineage: Eukaryota; Viridiplantae; Streptophyta; Magnoliopsida; Fabales; Fabaceae.